GUGUCGUCCUCGUCGUCGACGCUGUACCGCCACGGCGUGGAAGUUCCCGGGCAGUACGACGCGCUCGUCGUCCCGCCGUUGCCGAAUUCGUACGCGCAGAUCGUCGGGUUCGAGCCCGAGGUGGACGUGUUCGCUUCCAAGCAAAGGCCGAAAAAGCUCAUCGCGCGCGGCGGCGACGGCCGAGAAUACGCGUUCAUCGCGAAAGGCUCGGAGGAUUUACGACAAGACGACCGGAUCCAGCGGCUGUUUCGCGCGAUGGACGCGCUCCUCGCGUCCUCCCCCGCCGCGCGAAGCAAAGCGUUGCGCGUUCGAACGUUUCACGUCGCGCCUUUAUCGACGCGAUGCGGUCUCCUCGAAUUCGUCGGCGGCACCGUCCCGUUGUUGCACGCGCUGACGUCGUCGACGAAACGCGCGCAGCUCCACUCGGAGGCGCACCAGAAAACCGACGGCGGCGUCUCCGCGGAUGAUUACCUCGCCGCGAUGGCUCGAACCCCGGCCCCGGAAGCGGCGCGCGCGCUGGAGUCACUGUCGCGACGCGCCGCGGCGGAGGCGUCCCCCGGCGGAGAGCAGCGCCCGCCGGAGUCGCCGGCGUUGCGAACGACGCUGAUGAACGCGGCGGGCUCUCCCGACGCGUUCCUCUCGCUCCGUCGUACGUACGCGUCCUCGCUCGCGGCGACGAGCGUGUGCGGCUGGGUCGCCGGCGUCGGAGACAGGCACCUCCAAAACAUCCUCCUCGACCUCACCGACGGUUCGUUGGUGCACAUCGACUUCGGGUACGCGUUCGGGACCGCGACGGCGGUGCUCCCUAUUCCCGAGCUCGUGCCGUUUCGCGCGACGGGCGCAUUGCUCGGCGGGCUCGCCCCGAACGACGCGAAGACGGCGCUGCGCGGGGACAUGACCGCGGCGAUGCACGCGCUGCGGCGCGGGUCCGCGCUGCUUCGAGGCGUCAUGGACGUGUUUCUUCGCGAGCCGCUCAUCGAUUGGCAGCGCGAGGCGAGGCAGGUGCGCGUCAAGGCGGGGAAGAGAGUCGCGGUCGCCGGCGCGUCCGGGCUCGCCGGGGACGAGGGCGCGCACGUCGAGCUCAAGAUCGCGCACGCGUGGGCGAAGCUCGACUUGUGCGACCCCGCCGCGGUGACGUUGGCGCAGUGCGCGGCGAAGCACGAGGGGUCGUCGCACUGGGACGGGAUGAGAGAGAUGGUGGUGAUCGCGGGCGGCGGCGGGACACAGGACGGGAAGGCGUGCGGUAGCGUCGAGGAGCAGGUGGAGCGGCUGCUGCGCCUCGCGACGGACCCGCUCGUGUUGGCGACGUCCUGGAGCGGCUGGCGGCCGUGGUUGUGA
Messenger RNA from Micromonas pusilla CCMP1545, 1338 nucleotides. RefSeq lists its product as uncharacterized. The record is from RefSeq and is a predicted model, not a curated record. The annotation marks the transcript as partial. Gene Ontology annotation, molecular function: DNA-dependent protein kinase activity; protein binding. NCBI's taxonomy places the organism in Eukaryota, Viridiplantae, Chlorophyta, Mamiellophyceae, Mamiellales, Mamiellaceae. Gene Ontology annotation, cellular component: nucleus. Gene Ontology annotation, biological process: telomere maintenance; double-strand break repair; protein phosphorylation. The transcript has 3 exons.